AUGUAUGCUGUCCCAACCUCCGGCUCCCCACUGUGCCUCCGUGUCAACUACCGACCAAUUUUUGCAUCCGAAUUUAUCGUCGACACAUUCGCUCUCUCAUCUAAUCAGAAGCCACCUUUCCCCAACACCAGGCCGGUACCUACCUGUUCGCUCGCCAGGUGGAGGGCCGCCUCCACCGUUACUACUAUCACCACAAGUUUGGAGUUCUGGCCACCGAGUGUGCAUGGAUUUGGGCCAUGCUUCAAU
Protopolystoma xenopodis is the source of this 246-nucleotide messenger RNA. NCBI's taxonomy places the organism in Eukaryota, Metazoa, Platyhelminthes, Monogenea, Polystomatidea, Polystomatidae. The record is from the annotation of a GenBank genome assembly.